AUGGCUUCUGAACGGACAACUGGUUCAAAAAUCCGGGAACCUAACACUGUAGCUCCUAUGCGCGAUCUCACAAAGUUUUCAGCAGUGGCAGAACUUAGACGUUUAUAUAGUAUGUCCGAAAAAAAAGACCUCUCAGAUUUACAAAUUCCUACUAUAACGGAAAAUGCUGAAGAUGUUACUGGCUUAAAAGGUCGUAUUCGACUUAGGAAGACAGGAGAACGCCAAAAUUCUCGAAAUUGGGCAGAUCAACAAAGAAAAAACAUUCAAGCUUAUGAGUAUUUAUGUCAUAUUGGAGAAGCCAAAGAUCUUAGAAAUGGAAUUGUACUAGCAAAAUUGGCGAGAUCUUUUAGACCUUCAGUUGUUGGAAAAAUUUUUGAGUCACCAAAAUUGCAAUUUCGACAUUCAGUUAAUAUUAAUUUCUUUUUCGACGCAAUAAGAGAUGUUAGAUUACCGAAUAUUUUUCGAUUUGAAUUAACGGAUUUAUAUGAAAAGAAAAACAUUCCAAAAGUUAUUUAUUGCAUACACGCUUUGAGUCAUUUAUUGGCAACCAAAGGACUCACCGUUCGGAUUCGAAAUUUGGUAGGAAAGUUAGAAUUUACAGAUGAACAGUUGCAUACAACGCAAAGAGGUUUAGAUGCUUCUAGAGUUGCUAUGCCAAGUUUUGCAAAUGUUGGUGUAGCAUUAGCUGCAGAACUAAAAAUGACAGAAAUUCCGCAGCAGAUCAAACCUAUCAUGGAAAUAUUUGAACCUGUCAUGAAAGUAGCAGUGAUAGAAGAGUCGGAAGAAGAAAGAAAUGCCAAAUAUUGGGCAGAAAAUAAUGAAUCUCUUAAAAAAUGUCAAUCUAUUGCAAGGACUAAACUCGCAAGAAAAAGAUUAUUAGAACGUAGAGCUGUACAUAUGUCUGUAAUACCUUUCAUAAUUAAAUUACAAGCUCAAUCUAGAGGUUGGUUAGUAAAAACAGAAUGGAAUCGACGUUUAGAUCGAAUGAAAAAGUUAGAAAGAUGGGCUAUCCAGUUACAAGCUCUUAUCCGUGCAAAAUUGGCACGCAAUAGAUUUCGUGAUCGGCAAGAUUAUUUUCAACGAAAUAUUGAUAAAGUUAUUAAAAUUCAAAGCAUAUAUCGUGCUAAACAUGAUGGAGAUGCUUAUCGAAGUUUAACCUUAGGAAAUAAUCCGCCAGUAGGAACUAUUAAGAAUUUCAUACAUUUAUUGGAUGAUAGUGAUUUUGACUUUGAAGAAGAAAUCGAAUUGGAACGCUUAAGACAAGCUGUUAUUCAAAAAAUUCGUGAAAAUAAUCAAAUGGAAGAUCAUUUAAACCAACUUGAUAUUAAAAUCGCUUUGCUUAUUAAAAAUAAAAUUACUUUGGAUGAGGUUAUUGCUGUUGCCAAUCGGAAGAAACGAGGCAAAAGACUCUCGCAACUUAAUUCUUCACAUGGUCCAUUCUCAUCUUUGGAUAAAGAAUCACGUCAUAGACUAGAACUUUAUCAACAACUUUUUUACCUUUUGCAAACUCAACCAUCAUAUCUUGCAAGACUAUUUUUCAUAAUGAAUAAAACGAGAUUUCCUGAAAAAUCCAAGAAAUUAGUUGAGGGGGUUGUAUUAACAUUAUUUGGUUACGCCCAGAAUAAUAGAGAAGAAUAUUUGUUACUCAAAUUGUUUCAGAAAAGUAUGAUAGAAGAAUUAGAAAAUAUUGAUUCACUUCAAGAAUUCUUGAGAGGAAAUUUCAUGUUUAUGAAGUUAGUCGUACAUUAUAAUCGAGGAGCAAAAGAACGAAAAUUUUUACGUGAUUUACUUGGUCCAUUAGUGAAACAAAUAAUGGCAGAUGAAAGUAUGGACUUAGAAACAGAUCCAUUAAUUAUAUAUCGAUCAUUAAUUAAUGCGGAAGAGUUAAGGACAGGAAAAAGAUCCAAUAAACCGAUGGAUAUAACACAAGUCGAAGCUCUUAAUGAUCCACAAACUAGAACCGCAUUUAUUCAUCAUUUACAGAAACUUCGUAAAGAGACAGAAACAUUCUUGGUAGAAAUUGUAAAUUCACUCAAUAAAAUGCCUUUUGGAAUACGUUAUAUUGCCCGAGAAUUAAAGAAUUCUUUAAUGACAAAGUUUAGUAAUGAAACUGAAGACUCGGUAUUAAAAGUGGUUGGGCAUUUGAUUUAUUAUCGAUAUUUGAAUCCUGCUAUUGUUGCACCAGAAGGAUUCGAUGUCAUUGAGAAUAUUGUUAGUCCGAUGCAACGUAAAAAUUUGGCUGAGAAUGUUUAUUUACAACCAUUAAAUGAAUAUGUGGCAUAUGCAACUGAUAGAUUUUCAAAAUUCUUUAAAGCUGUCACGGAAGUUAGUGAUGCCGAAACUUAUUUCGAAAUUGGAGAAUUCAGAGAUCUCACCCGAACCCGAAAUCCCAUAAUAUAUAUUUCACCAUUUGAAAUAUUUUCCACUCACGAAUUAUUAUUUCAACGAAUAGAAUAUAUAGCUCCUCAACCUAAUGAUGUAUUGAGACAAAUAUUUCAAGAUAUUGGUGAAGCACCUCAUCUUGAUGAUAUAUCAAGUGAUGCAAAUACCAAAGAAAUUGCUUUAACUUUAACUAGUCGCUUUGCUCUUGAUGCAAUUAAAAAUGAUCCGGAAACAGAAAUAAAACAUUUAUUUGUGGAAACAAAACGUAUGGUUUUAUUAUUAAUGAGAGUUCAAACUGGUGCCAAUCUUUUGGAAAUUCUUUCAAAAAAUAUAACCCCUCAAGAUGAAGAAAAACAAUUAAAACAGACAUUAAUUAAUUUAAAUGAAAAAGGAUCACAUUUAGAUGAACAAAUUAAAACAUAUAAUGUUCAUAUUGAUGUUUGUAUGCAACAAUUGUCUACUAAGAAAGGUAAAAAACAUCGCUUAGUUUUACCAUUCACUCGUCAAUACUUUCACAUUCGCGAACUACAACGAGUAGGAAAGGUUCCGAAAUUCGGAUCAUUUAAAUAUACUGCACAAAAACUUCACGAUAAAGGAGUAUUAAUUUCAAUAAGUGGUUACCCAACUUUUGAUAGGAUUAGUUUCACCAUAUCAUCAGAUGAAGUUGGUAUAUUCACCAUUGAUGCGUCAUAUGUCGGAGUUCCAGUUCCGGGAGCACAAAUGGAAUUAAGAUUGGAGGAUUUAUUACAAAGUCAAUUUAAUAAUGUUCAAACGAUGACUAUAUUUGAUGGUGUGGCAAGAGUUAAUGUUAAUUUAUUAAUAUUUUUAAUUAACAAAAAGUUUUUUGUUUAA
Messenger RNA from Diversispora eburnea, 3234 nucleotides. Lineage: Eukaryota; Fungi; Glomeromycota; Glomeromycetes; Diversisporales; Diversisporaceae. The record is from the annotation of a GenBank genome assembly.